This is a messenger RNA of Solanum tuberosum (potato), 979 nucleotides long. RefSeq lists its product as uncharacterized. NCBI's taxonomy places the organism in Eukaryota, Viridiplantae, Streptophyta, Magnoliopsida, Solanales, Solanaceae. The record is from RefSeq and is a predicted model, not a curated record. Bases 154 to 702 code for a protein of 182 amino acids. The transcript is spliced from 3 exons.
GAUGUUAGUUACUCGACUUCUCAAGAUCACCAGUUCAAUGAUAAAGAGGGAACUAGAGAAAAGCUAUUGGAAAUUCCACAUAGUGAGUCGUCGAUUGAUAAUAACAAAUCAAAUGCAUUGGAAAAAGGAAGUAAUGAAGUGAAUAAAGUCGCAAUGGUAGAGGGGGGUAUCGUUCAGGUCGAAAGAGAAUUGAAGCUUGAGGAUGAAUCUAUGAGAAAUAACAUUAACAUUGAGUGUGUUGAACCCGCGAAAUUGCCUCAUGAAGGAAGCUUACGAAGGAGGUCAAGUAGCAGCAGCAAACCUGCUAUGUCGGAGGACAUAGUUCGGGUUGCCACAAGCGCUUCAGAUAUUGAUAAUGUGGCCUUUGGAUCAUCGGAGAAGGAAAAUGAGAAGAGAGAAAUGGGUGUUAUCGAUGAGAAACCCACAAUGUCAGACGUUGUUGUGGAUACAGGAUUAGAGAAAAGGGACUAUGAAGCUGUAGCAACUUCAAAUGCAAAGCCCUCCAAGGCUGUAAAGGAUGACGACAAACUAGAGAUUCCGUACGAUGAGCCUGCAGUUGAUGCUGGUGUUCGUGCAAACGACAUGGAAGGUUCUCCCCAUGAGCAUCAGCCACUAGUAGCUUUGGAUCCACGACCAGUGCAAACAACUUCCUGGAAGAGUUGCUGUGGCUUGUUUGAGGUGUUUGCAGGAUCGAAUAAAUAACUUCAGAUUUGAGACACAUUAUGAUUCCAAGCAAAACGUUUUUCGUGAUGCAGAGGAGAGUCAUGUGAAGGUUGAGUUAUACAAUCUAUGUUUCUGUUAUCCUUGUUUUAUCAUAAGCAGCUCGACACCCCUCCGUUGUUUCUUGGUACUGCUUUACGUGCUUUCUGCUGUCGUUAGCUUAUUGGCGCAAUGGAUCCAGUAAAAGAGAGAGAGAAUUGUUUCUUUAGUUGCCUGGGAAACUUGUAAGUUAGAUUUUUUUUGGUUGUUGAUAGUUUUA